Messenger RNA from Cuscuta campestris, 1550 nucleotides. The record is from the annotation of a GenBank genome assembly. NCBI's taxonomy places the organism in Eukaryota, Viridiplantae, Streptophyta, Magnoliopsida, Solanales, Convolvulaceae.
CAUUAUUUUGUGGAAAAAGUAUCUUAUGGAGCACACACUAUAUGUAUGUCCCAGUGUGUGUGACCUUACAGAUAUUUAAGAGUUAUGAGCCACUCAAUGUUUUAAAUCAAAGAUAGGUGUUCAGGACAACCAACUGGAGAGUUAGGUACAUCCACUGAAGCAGUUGAUGGGAUAAUUGGUUUUGGACAAGCAAAUACAUCCCUUGUUUCACAGCUAGCUGCAUCUGGAAUGGCGAAAAAGAUAUUUUCACAUUGCUUAGAUGGUAAAAAUGGAGGUGGCAUAUUUGCUAUUGGGCAAGUAGUUCGUCCUAAAGUGAAGUCAACACCACUAGUCCCAGAUGAGCCGCAUUAUAAUGUAAUUAUGAAGGCAAUUGAGGUGGAUGGAGAUCCUCUAGAUAUUCCCACAGAUAGCUUUGACAUAGGAUCUUCCAGAGGGACGAUAGUCGACAGUGGUACAACCUUGGCAUAUCUUCCAAGCACGAUCUACGACUCUCUCAAGAGCAAGAUGAUGGCAAAACAUAGUAGCCUGAAGAUGCAUACAGUUGAGGAGUUGUUCCAAUGCUUUUACUACUACGAAAACAUUGAUGAUGGAUUUCCAGAUGUCUCUUUUAUUUUUCAGAAUUCUCUUCAUUUGACCGUUCACCCCCGUGAUUAUCUUUUCGAAGUUAAGGAUAAUGAAUGGUGCAUUGGCUGGCAAAACAGCGGAUUGCAAUCAAGAGAUGGGGCAGAAAUAACGUUGUUGGGAGCCUGUUCAUUGAUUUCAACUUAUCGAAGCAUAGAGAGUUACUGCCUUCACUGGGGUUUGAACUCAUGAUCUCCCAUUUGGGAGAGCCACACUCAUGCCGCUGGACCACUGGGAGUUAGUGAUAAUAAUAAUAAUAAUAAUAAUAAUAAUAAUAUUAUUAUUAUUAUAACACCGUCACAAAUUGUUCAUCCCGUUUCAUUUAAAAGUCAAAAGGAGCUACUCCUGCUCCAUCAAAUUAUUUACUUUCCUAUUUCGAACAUCCCAUAAAUUUCUUUUGCACUUUAUUCCCUAUUUUGGUAAUGAAUAUGUGACCACCAACAAUUCUCUCUUCUCUAAAUAAAUUCUAUCCACACACUUUACUUUUCAACAACUUUCUUAAACUCCGUGAAAUUAAAGUGUCACCGGUUUUAUGGGAUGAAGAGAGUAUCUUUUAUCAUCAAUUAAGGAGUGGAGUAAAUAAUAACUGCAUUGUAUAUUAAGGGCAAGGUUCUUUUGAGUUUUGACACCCACCUUGGGUGUCAUAAUAUGGCACCUAGCCUUUUAUAGAUUACACUUUCCCCUGCCAUAUUACACUUUCUCCACAUAUAUGCAGACAUUGUACUAUCUGGCAAGCUUGUUGUUUAUGAUAUUGAAAACCAGACCAUUGGGUGGACUGAACAUAACUGCUCUUCGAGCAUCACAGUGAGAGACGAAAGGUCGGGGAAGGUGUAUUCGGUGGGUGCUCAUGAUAUUUCGUCGGCCUAUGCCAAUGGGGGGAUUGAGAAUCUUUUAAUGUUGUUAAUAUUCACCAUUCUUUGGAACAGUUU